AUGGCUGCCGAAGCUGUCACUUUGUUUUGUUUUCGUAUCGUUAUUCGAGGAAAAAAAUGUGGAGCGAUCCGCGAUCGUUUCGAUGUGAAUACAAAAUUUCAUGAAGUAUUACUGCCAAGUGGACCGACAUUCGCCUUCACUGAAGAUAAACAAAAAGAUAAAAAAUUCCCCUGUUCAAAAUGUACAAGUGUCUUUAGCUAUAAAGGUGGAUUGAAAUAUCACGAAAAAUUCGAAUGUUCACAACCGCCACGAUUUUAUUGUAGUUAUUGUUCGUAUCGAGCGAGACAUGUUUCAAAUACACGAAAACAUAUUCGUAGAACUCAUCCCGAUCUCUAUUAUGGAAAUGAUGGUGCAAUGUCUUAUGAAAUGUUGAAUGCAAGAAAUACAUCAAGAGAUUCAACGAGAAAAUUUGGCUGUCCAAAUUGUCCGAGUGUAUUCAGUCGUAAGGAUAAUUUACGAUAUCACAUGAAAUUUAAAUGUGGUCAAAAUCCACGUUUUUUGUGUCCAUAUUGUGAAUAUAAAACGCGACAUCCAUCAAAUGCUCGCGCUCACAUUAGAAGAAAGCAUCCCGAUUUUAAAGUAUAUUUCGUCGAUAUGUAUCAACCGCAAGAAAAUGUUUAA
Leptopilina boulardi is the source of this 621-nucleotide messenger RNA. RefSeq names its product oocyte zinc finger protein XlCOF6-like. Gene Ontology annotation, cellular component: nucleus. Gene Ontology annotation, biological process: regulation of gene expression. The transcript is spliced from 3 exons. Lineage: Eukaryota; Metazoa; Arthropoda; Insecta; Hymenoptera; Figitidae. The record is from RefSeq and is a predicted model, not a curated record. The coding region runs from base 1 to 621 and encodes 206 amino acids.